Messenger RNA from Mangifera indica (mango), 1182 nucleotides. RefSeq lists its product as uncharacterized. Bases 175 to 786 code for a protein of 203 amino acids. The transcript has 3 exons. NCBI's taxonomy places the organism in Eukaryota, Viridiplantae, Streptophyta, Magnoliopsida, Sapindales, Anacardiaceae. The record is from RefSeq and is a predicted model, not a curated record.
AUUUCACCAUAAUUGAACAAAGUGGUCACCUAAUGACUCUCUUUUUAUCAGUCACCAUAUAGAAGGCUGCCCUUUUUCUGUAAACCUCCGUUUCAUUUCAUCAAUCGAUCACCCACAGAAGGGAAAAAAAAAUCUCUGAACCCUUCUAAAUCAUUCAACCAUCAAUCUCUCGAAAUGGGCAAGAAGAGAAAAUCAAUCGCCACAAGCCUUGAUGAGGUGGAUCAAAGCAUGUACGCGUCGUUUUGCAGCGCGGCGAAUUCACUCUCUCAGCUUUACACCCAAUCUAUGAACCACCAGAAACACUCUUUCCAAGCCGGUGAACGUCACGGCCUUGAAAAACUUCAUCAGUGGAUCUGGAGACAAGAAGAGGGAGGUUCAGGAGUGACAACAGUUGAUAUUCUCAAUUACCUUCAGAAUGAGUUAGAUUACAGUGGAAAGGAGCCAUCAAUGUCCCCUAGAGCACAGGUUCGGCAUCAGCAUUCCCAACCGACAACACAGUUAAUGAGUUCUGGAUUUCCUGUCUCUUCAGGUUCAUCUGGUCAAAUCACUGGGCAGGGAACUCGCCCUGAGCAGUGUGAUCAACAGUCCAGAAAUUCAGUUUUCUCUAAUGGUUUAUCUAGCCCCAUUCGUUGGAGCCUUCAGCAUUAUCAAAUAGCUCAAGGAGGAGGCUUUGGUGGUCUGCCUCCUGCCACUGGAGGCCGGAGCAAUGAUCCCAACUUUCUUCUGCACCAAAAUAGGGAUUCAAACAGUUCCAAUGAUUCUUCAAUGGAUAUGCAUGCCGACUAAAAUUGCUAUGUGACCAAGUCCAGAAGCACCAUUCCAUUUAAAAGCUUGGACAGGCUGUUGCAAUUAGGAUGCUAUUUUCUUCAUCAUUUUUAGCUCAUGGAUUUGAUUACUGCAUACAAGAAUAAACACAUGAUGCUGGUGACUUGUUGAAGCAUGUGAAGAUGGAUUGUGUGUCUUCUCUCAAGAGGUAAAAAGCAAUGUGAUGAACAACAUCACAUCUCAGUUAAUCGUUUUGUUCUCAUUUGAAUCUAAUAGUUUGAGUCUGGUAAACCAUAUGUAAAGGCUUUUUGUUGAUUCGACUCUGCAACUUAUUAAUCAGUAUUGUUGUUACAUAAACAUGGCUUCCCCAACCGUGUGCUUUUCUAGAGUAUUUAUUUUAAAGUUUAUCAUGUGAAA